GUGACGGCUCGGUGCGCACAGACGGUGGCCGGCAGGGCAGGGCCGGGCGGGCAGCGGGUGCCGAGCGCGCCGCGGGAGGAUGGCGGAGCCGCACGAAGUACUAAUACGGAGCAUUUGACCUAAUCUCUACAGCUCAAUCUCCUGAAACCAGGAUAAGGAAAGAGUGCCUUCAGAACCAAUAUGUAGCAAAUGGGUACCACACCUUUGAAGCUCCUCCCUUGGUUCAACACUUGCAUGUUUUAAGGAUCCUUGUUGCCUCAGCAGUGAAUUGUUCUUGUGGACUUCGGAAACAGAUUUCAUGUGGUGCUUGCUAAACGUUGAGUCACCAUGAGUAGUAAUCUAGGAAAAGAAAAGGACUGUAAAGAGAAGGAUCCAAAAGUCCCAUCAUCAAAAGAAAGGGAGAAGGAGGCUAAAGCCUCUGGAGGAUUUGGGAAAGAGAGCAAAGAAAAGGAGCCUAAGACCAAAGGGAAAGAUGCCAAAGAUGGAAAGAAGGACUCCAGUAGCACGCAGCCUGGGGUAGCUUUUUCAGUGGACAAUACGAUAAAAAGACCUAAUCCAGCCACAGGUACUCGCAAAAAAUCCAGCAAUGCUGAGGUGAUCAAAGAGCUAAAUAAAUGCCGGGAAGAGAAUUCUAUGCGCUUGGACUUGUCCAAGAGGUCUAUACACAUGCUUCCAUCAGCUAUCAAAGAGCUAACGCAGUUAACAGAACUUUAUUUAUACAGUAACAAACUGCAGUGCCUACCGGCAGAGGUGGGCUGUCUUGUGAACCUGGUGACACUGGCCCUGAGUGAGAACUCGCUCACCAGUUUGCCUGACUCUCUUGAUAACUUGAAGAAGCUGCGCAUGCUUGACCUGCGGCACAACAAACUGAGGGAGAUCCCGGCGGUGGUGUACAGGCUGGGCUCUCUCGCCACCCUUUACCUACGCUUUAAUCGUAUAACUACUGUGGAAAAGGAUAUCAAAAACUUGUCAAAACUCACCAUGCUUAGCAUACGAGAGAACAAAAUCAAGCAACUACCUGCUGAAAUUGGUGAGUUGUGUAACCUCAUAACGCUGGAUGUAGCGCACAAUCAGCUUGAACAUCUUCCUGAAGAGAUUGGAAGCUGCACACAGAUCACCAACCUUGACUUGCAGCACAAUGAGCUCUUGGACUUGCCAGAAACCAUAGAAUCACAGGACAAUCAGCUGACCUCUCUCCCCUUGGACUUCGGGACUUGGACUAGUAUGGUAGAACUGAACUUAGCGACUAAUCAGCUCACAAAAAUCCCUGAGGAUGUAUCUGGGCUUGUUUCUCUUGAGGUUCUUAUCUUGUCAAACAAUCUCCUAAAGAAACUUCCCCAUGGAAUUGGAAAUCUACGGAAACUCCGAGAGUUAGAUCUAGAGGAAAACAAACUGGAAUCCUUGCCAAAUGAAAUAGCUUACCUCAAGGAUCUGCAGAAAUUGGUUCUGACUAACAAUCAGCUGACCACCCUUCCCAGAGGUAUCGGUCACCUUACCAAUCUGACGCACCUUGGGCUCGGAGAGAAUCUUCUCACACAUCUUCCUGAGGAAAUUGGUACACUGGAGAAUCUGGAAGAACUGUAUUUGAAUGACAACCCCAAUCUGCACAGCCUUCCCUUUGAGCUGGCUCUUUGCAGCAAACUGUCAAUAAUGAGUAUUGAGAACUGCCCGCUCAGCCACCUUCCACCUCAGAUUGUUGCAGGAGGACCCUCUUUCAUCAUUCAGUUCCUAAAAAUGCAGGGACCAUAUCGUGCCAUGGUCUGAUGCUAAUUGAAUUGUCCAAUACACUGUACAAAAUACAAACUGCAUUAAUGUUGUAAUUGUCUGUAUAUGUAUAUAUAAUAUAAUAUAUGUGGUUUAUAUUAUAUUAUAUAUAUAUAUAAAUAUAUAAAUAAUAUAAAAAGGCAAAUUUAAGACUGCAUUAUGUGUUUCUGCUAAUAGAGGAAUCAUAGCCAUUUAGAUUUUUUUUAUUCUGUAAAAAUGCUUGUCUAAGUUUUCUUUGCUGAACUUGAUGGAAGUUGUCUGAAUAAUCUGAAAUUGCCAGUUCAUUUAAAGCAAUUGCCAAUGAACUCAAACUUUAAAUUUAAGGGACAAAACCAGUUUUGCUUAGAUUUACUUUCAAUUAAGAGAAAUGUAUAACCUUUAUAUAAUGAACUUUUCUGUUUUCCUCCCCCCACCUUUUUUUUUUUUUUUGUCAAAACCUGGAAGGGUCAUGUGCCCUAAGGUUGGGAUUUUCUUUUAACUUAUUUUGAGAUUUGAAGCAAAUGGUGUUUUUAUAUUGUUUACAGUCAGAGUAAAUCACUGGAUCUUGUUUUAUUCUGAUUUGCUCUGUUUUAAUCAAUCAUAUCUAGAAUUUAUAUGCCUCUGCUGAUGAAUUUUUAUCAACCUGUUUGUAUACUAAAAACAUAUACUCAUCAGAACAACUGGCAGGUGAAAAGGAUGCAGUCAAAACAAAAAGAAAAAAAAAGCUUGAAUUCCUUUAAGUCUUGCUUCCCUGAGUUAUCAGUUGCAGGCAUAACAUAUCUGAACUGAGCCUUUUGCGGUUGGUCUUUUCUAGCACAAGUAAACCUUUCCAGAUUGGUAAAAAUGUCGAGUAUUCUCAGUGAAGAGCGGUUUUCAUUGUGUGAAGUAACAAGUCCAUGAGGUCUAACAGUACAGUUAAGUGACAAGGAAAUAAUAUAUAUGUACAUUUUUAUUACAAUGUUGAGUCAUAAACUACAACAGGCAAUUUUAAGGAUUCCCUAGACCUUGUACAAUAAAUGAAUGUGUCUUACUUUUAAACACUGCAAUAUAUGUAAGUUUUAAGGUUGGUUAACAAUGUACUAUGGUUUUAUAUCUUGACUUGCCUUGUACCUCCUUCCAUUACGGAACUUCUGUGUCCAAGCACAAUAUCUUCACACUGUGCUGUUUUGCUGCUGAACUAAAUGCACUUUUCCCCACAGCUGGGGCACUUGCUUCAAAAUAUUCAGUUCAGUAUCUCGAUUAUUCUUUUUUAACUUCAUCCUAUCUGUUUCAGUAUUAAACCGAUCUAUUAAAAAAGGGCACCUUUUUCAUUUGUGCAGAGAUGCUGGUAGCUCAAGAGAAACACUGUAAGUAGUGGACAUUCAGUUUUAUCGUGAAAUUCUCGGUCAUUUAAAAGGCGGAAGAUGCUUCAGGGAGAUUUACACUAUUGCUGCACUUGUAGGGCCUGUUGUCCUUUUUCAGGAGGGUAGGAACUCGAGGUGGUUGCAUUCCACGAUUCCCCAGUAUAACUGUUCAGUUUAUACUCGUUGGAAUUGCUGCUGGCGUAGUGUGACUUAGAGGACUGUACCUUUUGCACAAAAUCAAAUCAAUCGAUGCCAUGGGAAAACUGUUUCACAUGCAGAAGUUUGGGAAUAUUACUUCUGGCUUUCAGGCAUGCUUAUUUAGAUGUAUUCCCUUGAUCUAUUUUCAUUUUGUUUUGUUGUACAUCUUUUCAUUAACAAGAAGUAAGUUUAAAUGGAAGGCAGGUGGAGAUAUAAAACCUUAGAGGGCUUAAACAUGCUGUAAAAGUAUUGUAGAUGUCACUGGAUUUUACUAAGUAAUGUCUGUUCUUUCUCAUACACUCUGUCUCUGUUCCCCCCCCCCUUUUUUUUUUUUUACAUCUACUGUAGCUUUUCAGUUUAGACUUUAGUUUAUAAAAGGCUAGUUCCUUACAGUUCUGCCUGGGUUAAUCUUUCUCAGCAUUAAGGUGUUAAAAUAUGAAGAUGCUGAACUGCUUAGUAUCAAGACUGUAAUCUAACUUCUGAAUAUACUGCUAAGUCCGUAUUUGUGCCCUCAGGUCACUAGGGGAAACUGGUUUUAUUAAUAUGGUUCCUUGAAACAAAAGUGGCGACCCCUUGUGUUUUCAAGCGUCUUGGUCUCAUUCCCUGUCUGCUCCUCAAUCCCAUUUUUAUAAGAGUUGACGGGAUUGAAUUUGUUUAGUUUGUAAAUACGUUGAUUAUUCACCUUGUUAAGGUACAUGGUUAAUGACUGUAUGAUUGGAGCUGACCCUCUCACAUAAAUUCUUGUGGAGAAGUUGGCUACCAAAAUAGUGCUCGUUACACUCGCUUAAAAACAAACUAUUCUUUUCAGUACACUUAUAGGAAUAAAUAAAGCUAUGUUUUAAUUCAUUACUAUAUUAAAAACAGGAUAUUUUUUCAAACUAUCUUGUAUUAGUAUGGUUGUUGCAAUGCCAGAUAAUACUGAGCCCUGUUUUAGGAGUUUAAUUUUAUACACUCUGAGGUGAAUGCUUAUUUUUUCAAUGUCUCAAGAGAGAUUUGAAUAAAAGCAGUGUGAGAGAAGUUCUGGUACAGGAAAAAUCAACUCAGAAGGACAGUUCUUUAAAAUUAUCCUUUAAUUUUAAAUUAAUUUUAAGUAAUGAAUAUCUGGCAUGGAUUGGGAAUACAUAUAAGUACUUACAUGGUUUUAUAUCCAAAUCUAUACAUAGAUCCAUAUAAAUCCAGAUGGUUUGAUCAUUCAAAACAGUCUUACAUCCUGACAUAACAGACUUUUUGCAUUUCCCAGGAUGCUGGAUUGUUAACUGGUAUGGUUUCUAAGUUGUAUUUAGUGCCUGAUGACAUUCAGUUGGACACACAUACUGGCUUUAAGAAUUUUAUUUGCUUAUAGCAGUUAAAGUAUGAAUGGAAAGAUCUUCACUCUGACAAGGGUAUGUAUACAUACAUACAAAAAUGUAUUUGUGUAUCUGUAGAUGUAUGAAAGCAUAGACAAGGUGGAAAAAUUAAUUAUUUACAGCAUCUUUGAAAACAAGUGAUUCCCAGGUACUUGUAUUAAAUAUUUAUCCCCCUUGCCAUACUGGGGGAAAUAAUUUAGAAUAGUUAUUGAAAAAUGUGACAAUCUUUACUUUGGGUGAAAAUCAUGACCUUGAUUGCUUGUCCAUAGACAAAAUAUCAAUUUUGUAUGUGUCUGUGCCUAUGUACAUACAUACACAUGCCCCAUAAAGACACUAUCCUGACUCAUGCCUUGAUUAAACAAGCAAAGCUACUAUAAACUAUAUAGUAUUAUGGAAGUCUGGUAAGGUAUAAAGCAGGUCAGAGAUUUGCUAAAUAAUGAAAAGAAGGAAUAAUUGCUGUUGUGACUCAUAUUGGUUACAUAUUGAAUUUUAAUUUACUAAAUAGGAAGAUGUUUUAUAAUUAUUUGCAAAAAUGUUUUAGUAUAAACCCCUUAAAGUUGUGUCUCUCGCUGUCCUGUAUUUUAGUUUUUCACCAAAGUUGUCAAGUAUAAAUGCAGUGGAAAUGCUGCUUGUAAAGUUGGAUCACACAGUUGUGCAAUUGGGGCUUUUCAGUUUGGCAGAUGCCAAUGGAAAUGUGACCUUCAUGCACCCUUUUUAGAAAGAGAUUUGGGUUGUAGAAUAUUUGCUUCGGUGCCUCUCUUUGAUUUAGGUUUUUUCUAGGUGAGGAACAUGCAUGUGUAGACUUUUUGAAGGUCGUCUUUGCCCAUGUACAUGAUUUAGACAAGUAGUACUUAGAGUGUCCCUCUGGUUAGUGCUUAAAUCCACUGUGUCACCUGGAAUUGAAGUGUCAUCUUUAAUCUUGGGAGUUUGAAAAAUGUCUUUUAUUUAACAAUUAGAAAAUGUCGAGAGGUUAUUUCCCCCCCCCCCCGUGUUUUUUAAAAACCCAAAAAUAAAUUAAAUUUCUGAAUCAGCACAAAUCCAUAUCAGGAGACUUUUCAUAUCUGGAUGCAACUAAGAAUUUUCAUGUUUCACACCUCAGUUGUAUCAAUGGACAUGCCAGAACAGUUUCUAGUUAGAAAUGUGCAGUUGGCAGUAAUUUGCACAACACAAACUUCAAGGCACAGUAAGGAUGAUUAUAAACAAAUGAUAGUAUCUACAAAUGGGUUUUGUUUUUACCUUAGCAAAUAUCAAAAAAUUAUGUUUUUUUAUUCUGAUUUGGGUUUUAACCAGGACUGCACAGGAUCUUUGCUGUGGAAAAAUACCAGACCACACUAAUUUUGUGGUUAAAAGCUAAGCAAGAGUGUAAACAGUCUAUAAAAAUGUACUUUUAAUCUGAAUUAUUGUAAUGUUGAUUGUUAUGUCUAUAUAAAAGAUUGCCUUGCUUUUUUAUAAGAGUCAUUCUGUAUCAAUGCAUUCAUUAUAAAUAGUAUAUUUGUAAAUAAGCUGCCACUGAGUCUUUUGAAAGUUUUCUAGUAUUUUUAGUCUGACACUAACUUGGAUGUAAGUCAUACUUUUGCAGCAUCUCAAAUUAUCAAGAACUACUUUCUCAUUAUAUACUUACCUAUCUUUGAAAGAUAUCAAUUAAAAUAUAGAUUUUCAUAUAGAGCAAUUACAAGAAACUUCAAAAGUUAUAUGAUAGUUACUGCUUUACUCACAGUCAUGUGGACUGGACACCUAUAAAGCAAAUGUUGGUAAAAGCUUUUACAUUCUUUUUGUUACAGUAUAGUAGGGCAUGCAGUAAAAAAACCCCACAACCUUCUCUCUGAAAGGGAAAUAAAAUUUUGGAUUUUAGUGCAAAAUGCAUUUCAACAGCAACAAAAUUAAAGUAUAUACAGAAUUGUGGUGCCUAAAAGACAGACACCAGCAUUUAAUCUUCUGGUUUAAUAGAAGACAAUAUUUCCCAGCUGCUAUGACACCAGUCUGUGUCAUAGAUGUCUGAUGUCUUUCAGCUCUGUAAGGCUCAUCACUGCAGAUGCUGUUUCAAGAAGGUCACUCUUAAGUCAUAUCCUACAAACAAAAAAAAAGAGCCAGUAUCCUUUGCAGUUAGAAUAGAAGGACCUCAGCAGUUUGGAUACGAUGAGGCAGAGGAGGACUAUAGAUUUAAAAAGCUAGAACAGGUUCUUUUAGUGUCGAGCAGUCAUUCCUGCAGUAAUGUGAGUGCUCCUGUCCUUUCAUCAGAUCUCUGCUGAUUAAAAUCAGUAGAGGGUCUGAGCAACCUAGCUAAUGGUCUGUGUUUGAGUAGGUCCCUGUUACCAGAAGUGAUCUGACAAUCUGAAAACAAGCCAGUCUCCUCACAGGAGUGGCUGUCCUGUGCUGUGAUGCUGGACUAUAUGCCAUCCAUCCCCUGUACAGAUGUGCAGAACAGGGACCUGCAGUUCCUCUGUUGUACUGCUCCAGACCUCACCAACCACAGUCCGAAGGGCUUGCAAAAAGGAAACAGCAUCUGCAUCGCUGGAUUUAGUAGCUCUUGAUGGAUUAGGCAAAUUCACAGAAGAAACUUUCUUCUUCUUUUUCCUUUUUCUUUUUUUUUUCUUUCCUUUUUUUUUUAAAUUCUAAAUCUCUUUGUAUUUCUGGCCUCUGCAACAUCCUGUGUCUAAUAAUUCUACAAUAUAAUUAUGUGCUGGGUGAAAAAGUACUUCCUUUUGUUUGUUUCGAACCACACCACCUUAUUUCAUUUGGUGACUCCUAGUUCUUGUAUUCUGAGAAUUUUAUGAACAGUCUUUUUCCUGUUCAUCUGCUUUUUACCACUCUUGAAGUUUUUUUCUCCAAGUCAUGAAGUUCUAGUUUUUUAGCUUUUUUUCAAAUGAAACCUCUUCUGUUCCAUGAUGAUUCUUGCUGCUUUUCUCUGUGGUUUUCUAGUCCCAGCUCUGAUAUUUUUUUUCCUAAUUCAUGGCCUUUAGCAAGCUCUUUUGUUCUUUGUGUACUUCAACUUAGUGAAAUAAAAGUACAGCUCUGUUAUAAAAAUUAAA
This is a messenger RNA of Lepidothrix coronata (blue-crowned manakin), 7659 nucleotides long. It is a transcript of the gene SHOC2, whose product is annotated as SHOC2, leucine rich repeat scaffold protein. The transcript is spliced from 7 exons. Gene Ontology annotation, molecular function: protein binding. The coding region runs from base 328 to 1764 and encodes 478 amino acids. The record is from RefSeq and is a predicted model, not a curated record. Lineage: Eukaryota; Metazoa; Chordata; Aves; Passeriformes; Pipridae.